Messenger RNA from Emys orbicularis (European pond turtle), 5695 nucleotides. It is a transcript of the gene PTPRF, whose product is annotated as protein tyrosine phosphatase receptor type F. The transcript has 34 exons. NCBI's taxonomy places the organism in Eukaryota, Metazoa, Chordata, Testudines, Emydidae. The record is from RefSeq and is a predicted model, not a curated record. Gene Ontology annotation, molecular function: protein tyrosine phosphatase activity; protein binding. The coding region runs from base 29 to 5695 and encodes 1888 amino acids. Gene Ontology annotation, cellular component: signaling receptor complex. Gene Ontology annotation, biological process: peptidyl-tyrosine dephosphorylation involved in inactivation of protein kinase activity.
UGUGCCAGCAGUAGUUCUGUGCUGCUUGAUGUCUUCAACGGAGGCAGACAGCAAGCCAAGCUUUAUGAAAGCUCCCGAAGAUCAGAUUGGGAUUUCUGGAGGAGUGGCCUCCUUUGUGUGCCAGGCAACAGGGGAGCCCAAGCCUCGCAUCACAUGGAUGAAGAAGGGGAAGAAGGUCAGCUCCCAGCGGUUUGAGGUUAUUGAGUUUGAUGAUGGGUCAGGAUCAGUUCUCCGGAUUCAACCCCUGCGUGUUCAUCGAGAUGAAGCAAUCUAUGAGUGCACCGCAACCAACAGUGUUGGGGAGAUAAACACCAGUGCCAAAUUAACAGUGUUAGAAGAAGAUCACCUCCCAUCUGGCUUUCCAACCAUUGACAUGGGCCCGCAGCUGAAGGUGGUAGAAAAGGCCCGCACAGCCACUAUGCUCUGCGCUGCCAGUGGCAACCCCGAUCCUGAAAUCUCUUGGUUCAAGGACUUCCUUCCUGUGGAUACAGCAGCUAGCAAUGGGCGAAUCAAGCAGCUCCGUUCAGGUGGUACACCAAUCAGAGGGGCUCUGCAAGUAGAGAACAGUGAGGAGUCAGACCAAGGCAAAUAUGAAUGUGUUGCAACCAACAGUGCAGGAACCCGCUACUCUGCUCCGGCUAACCUUUACGUUCGAGAUCAGCGAGAAGUGCGGCGUGUCGCACCUCGAUUCUCGAUCCCUCCCAGCAACCAUGAGGUGAUGCCUGGGGGGAGUGUGAACCUCACGUGUGUGGCAGUGGGCGCACCAAUGCCCUAUGUGAAGUGGAUGGCUGGCGUGGAGGAACUGACCAAAGAAGAUGAGAUGCCUGUCGGCAGGAAUGUCCUGGAGCUGAACAACAUUGUGCAGUCUGCCAGCUACACCUGCGUGGCCAUGUCCUCUCUAGGCAUGAUCGAAGCCACGGCCCAGAUCACUGUCAAAGCGCUGCCGAAGCCACCGACGGAGCCACUAGUGACUGAGACAACAGCCACCAGCGUGACCCUCACCUGGGACUCUGGCAACUCCGACCCCAUCUCUUACUACGUCAUCCAGUACAAGCCCAAGUCCUGGGAGGGCCCGUUUCAGGAGGUGGACGGCGUAGCGACAACCCGCUAUAGCAUCGGUGGCCUCAGCCCGUUCUCGGAGUACGAGUUCCGCAUCAUUGCCGUCAAUAAUAUCGGGCGGGGGCCUCCGAGCGACCUAGUGGAGGCCCGGACCGGAGAGCAGGCUCCUUCCAGCCCGCCCCUGAAGGUCCAGGCGCGGAUGCUGAGCGCCAGCACCAUGCUUGUGCAGUGGGAGCAGCCGGAGGAGCCCAACGGACAGAUCCGAGGGUACCGGGUUUACUACACUACGGACCCCCAUCUGCCUCUGAGCAUGUGGCAGAAACACAACACAGACGACAGUCACCUCACCACUGUGGGCAGCCUGAUCACAGGGACCACCUACAGCAUCCGUGUCUUGGCCUUCACCUCCGUGGGAGAUGGGCCUCCCUCGGACAUCAUCCAGGUCAAAACUCAGCAAGGGGUUCCAGCCCAACCAGCUGAUUUCCAGGCAGAGGCAGAGUCUGAUACCCGGAUCCUGCUGACGUGGCUCCCAGCCUCACAGGAACGCAUUACAAAAUACGAGCUGCUGUACUGGGAAGGAGAGGAUGGGAGUCAGCGCAAGGUGAACUUUGACCCAAGCUCAUCGUACGCGGUGGAAGGUCUCAAGCCUGACACGCUGUACAAGUUCCAGCUGGGAGCCCGUUCGGAGCUGGGGCUGGGGGUGUACACCCCAGUUCUAGAAGCCAGAACUGCCCAAUCCACCCCUUCCGCCCCACCCCAAGAAGUCGAGUGUGUAAGCACCAGCUCCACUACCAUCCGGGUAAGUUGGGUGCCACCGCCUGCUCAGAGCCGCAAUGGGGUCAUCACGCAGUACUCCAUUGCCUACCAGGCGGUGGACGCAGAGGACGGCGCCAAGCACGUAGUGGAUGGAAUUGGACGGGAGCGCUCCAGCUGGGAGAUCAAGGACCUGGAGAAAUGGACAGAGUACAAGGUGUGGGUACGGGCCCACACAGAUGUGGGGCCUGGACCAGAGAGCUCCCCGGUGCAUGUGCGCACUGAUGAGGACGUGCCCAGCGCCCCACCACGAAAGGUGGAGGUGGAGUCUGUGAAUUCAACAGCCAUCCGGGUCAGCUGGAAACUGCCACUCUCCAACAAGCAGCAUGGACAGAUCCGGGGAUACCAGGUCACUUAUGUGAGGCUGGAAAACAAUGAACCGCGAGGGCAGCCUGUUAUCAAAGAUGUCAUGUUAGCAGAGGCCCAGUGGAGGGCUGAGGACUCCAUCGACCAUGAAACCAUCAUCGGAGGCCUUCUACCUGAAACCACCUAUUCCGUCACCGUCGCAGCCUACACCACCAAAGGAGAUGGUGCACGCAGCAAACCCAAAGUCGUCACUACGACGGGGGCGGUCCCAGGCAAGCCCUCCAUGCUGAUUAGCACAACAGCCAUGAACACCGCUCUCAUCCAGUGGCACCCCCCAAAGGAGAUGGUCGGGGAGCUGCUGGGGUACCGGCUGCAGUACAAACGCACCGACGAGGAGAAGAUGAACAUCAUGGACUUUGAGAAAAACGUCCAUCACUACACUGUGACCAGCCUGCACAAAGGUGCCACCUACAUCUUCAAGCUGUCUGCCAAGAACAGAGCCGGUCCAGGGGAGGAGUUCGAGAAGGAGAUCACCACGACCGAGGACGUGCCCAGCGGCUUCCCGCAGAACCUGCGUGUGGUGGGGCUCACCACCUCCACCACAGAGGUGGCCUGGGACCCCCCAGUGCUGGCGGAACGAAAUGGGAGAAUUACCAACUACACAGUUAUGUACAGAGAUAUCAACAGCCAGCAGGAGCUGACCAACGUCACCAAGGAGACGAGCAUCAUGCUGACCAACCUCAGACCUGACACCACCUAUGACAUCAAAGUGAGGGCCUGCACCAGCAAGGGGGUGGGGCCGCUCAGCCCCAGCAUCCAAUCCCGGACCAUGCCUGUUGAGCAAGUGUUUGCUAAGAACUUUCGGGUCAGCGCCGUGAUGAAAACGUCCGUGUUGCUGAGCUGGGAAGUGCCUGACUCCUACAAGUCUGCGGUGCCUUUCAAGAUCCUGUACAACAGCCAGAGUGUGGAGGUGGACGGCCAUUCGAUGAAGAAGCUCAUAAGCGACCUUCAGCCGGAUACAGAGUAUUCCUUUGUGCUAAUGAACCGCGGCAGCAGCGCUGGUGGGCUCCAGCACCGGGUAUCUAUCCACACGGCUCCUGAUGUCUUGCAGAGCAAACCCAUCUCCACAAACAAAUACAUGCAGGAAGGAAAGUUCACCCUCACCCUUCCCAAAGUCCAGAUCUCAGCGCCAGUUAGGUGGUACUAUAUUGUGGUUGUGCCAGUAGAUCAAACCACCAGCAGCCGCACGGCCAGGUGGCGGACGCCUGAUGAGAUGGAGCUGGACCAGUUACUGGAGGCCAUCAGCCAGGGCGGCCUGGGCAGGCGCCAGCGGCGUCAGGCAGACAGGCUGAAGCCCUAUAUCGCUGCUCAAGUGGACAUGUUGCCAGAGACCUUCACCUUGGGAGAUGAGAAGACCUACAAGGGCUUCUACAACAAGCCGCUCUCUGAGGAUCUGAGCUAUCGCUGCUUUGUGCUGGCGUCGCUGGAGGACGGCGAGACGAAGAGGUACGCAGCCAGCCCCUACUCGGAUGAGAUUGUGAUGUCUUCGGCGAAGCAGCAGGACGAGCCCGAGAUGCUGUGGGUGAUGGGACCGGUGCUGGCCGUUAUAUUAAUCAUCAUCAUCGUCAUUGCUAUCCUGCUCUUCAAAAGGAAAAGAGCCAACUCCCCCUCGUCCAAGGACGAGCACUCCAUCGGCCUCAAGGACUCCCUGCUGGCUCAUUCCUCCGACCCUGUCGAGAUGAGGCGCCUCAACUACCAGACCCCAGGUAUGCGAGACCACCCGCCGAUCCCGGUGACGGAUCUCGCUGACAACAUCGACAGGCUGAAGGCCAACGACGGGCUGAGGUUCUCCCAGGAGUACGAGUCCAUCGAUCCAGGGCAGCAGUUCACCUGGGAGAACUCCAACCUGGAAGUGAAUAAACCAAAAAACCGCUAUGCAAACGUGAUUGCCUACGACCACUCGCGUGUCAUCCUGACCUCUGUCGAUGGGGUGCCCGGCAGUGACUACAUCAACGCGAACUACAUCGAUGGGUACCGGAAGCAGAAUGCGUACAUCGCUACCCAGGGGCCCCUGCCAGAGACGCUCAGCGACUUCUGGAGGAUGGUGUGGGAGCAGAGGACAGCGACCAUAGUCAUGAUGACCCGGCUGGAGGAGAAAUCCAGGGUGAAGUGUGACCAGUACUGGCCAGGCCGGGGCACAGAGACCUACGGGCUGAUUCAGGUGACCCUGCUGGACACCGUCGAGCUGGCUACCUACACCGUCCGGACGUUUGCACUCUACAAGAACGGCUCCAGUGAGAAGCGAGAGUUACGCCAGUUCCAGUUCAUGGCGUGGCCGGACCAUGGGGUGCCGGAGUACCCCACCCCCAUCCUCGCCUUCCUGCGCCGGGUGAAAGCCUGUAACCCCCUUGAUGCUGGGCCCAUGGUUGUCCAUUGCAGCGCUGGCGUGGGCAGGACGGGCUGCUUCAUUGUCAUCGAUGCCAUGCUGGAGAGGAUGAAGCAUGAGAAGACGGUCGACAUCUAUGGCCACGUGACGUGCAUGAGAUCUCAGCGUAACUACAUGGUGCAGACCGAGGACCAAUACAUCUUCAUCCACGAGUCCUUGCUGGAGGCAGCCACCUGCGGCAACACCGAAGUGCCCGCCCGCAACCUCUUUGCUCACCUCCAGAAGCUGAGCCAGGUGCCCCCGGGCGAGAGCGUCACUGCAAUGGAGCUGGAAUUCAAGCUCCUGGCCAACUCCAAAGCACAUACCUCGCGGUUCAUCAGUGCCAACCUACCAUGCAACAAAUUUAAGAAUCGCCUGGUGAACAUCAUGCCGUACGAGCUGACCAGAGUCUGCCUGCAGCCCAUCCGUGGGGUCGAGGGCUCCGAUUACAUCAACGCCAGCUUCAUAGAUGGCUACAGGCAGCAGAAAGCCUACAUUGCCACGCAGGGGCCCCUGGCAGAGACCACGGAGGAUUUCUGGCGCAUGCUCUGGGAGCACAACUCCACCAUCGUGGUGAUGCUGACUAAGCUCCGCGAGAUGGGCCGGGAAAAGUGCCACCAGUACUGGCCGGCGGAGCGCUCGGCCCGCUACCAGUACUUUGUGGUGGACCCUAUGGCAGAGUACAACAUGCCCCAGUACAUUCUCCGUGAGUUCAAGGUCACCGACGCCAGGGAUGGGCAGUCGCGGACCAUCCGCCAGUUCCAGUUCACGGACUGGCCCGAGCAGGGAGUGCCGAAGACCGGCGAGGGCUUCAUCGACUUCAUCGGGCAGGUGCACAAAACCAAGGAGCAGUUUGGCCAGGAUGGGCCCAUCACGGUGCACUGCAGCGCUGGGGUCGGGCGCACAGGGGUGUUCAUCACGCUCAGCAUCGUCCUGGAGCGCAUGCGCUACGAAGGGGUGGUUGACAUGUUCCAGACGGUGAAGACCUUGCGAACGCAGCGACCAGCCAUGGUGCAGACAGAGGACCAGUACCAGCUGUGCUACAGAGCAGCGCUGGAGUAUCUCGGCAGCUUUGACCACUAUGCAACGUAA